This is a messenger RNA of Strongyloides ratti, 948 nucleotides long. RefSeq names its product RNA recognition motif domain and Nucleotide-binding, alpha-beta plait domain-containing protein. Gene Ontology annotation, cellular component: nucleoplasm. Gene Ontology annotation, molecular function: RNA binding. The record is from RefSeq and is a predicted model, not a curated record. Bases 1 to 948 code for a protein of 315 amino acids. NCBI's taxonomy places the organism in Eukaryota, Metazoa, Nematoda, Chromadorea, Rhabditida, Strongyloididae. The transcript has 5 exons. Gene Ontology annotation, biological process: regulation of gene expression.
AUGCUCACACAAAUUAUAUUUAACAUUAAGGAGUUAUUAUUCUUGGAAUUUAUAAUUAUGUUUGCUAAUUAUCCACGUCAAUCACCAAAUCCAUCAAACAUUUUUAGAGGAUAUCCGUCUAUGGGGUUUAAUGUUAAUGCUGCUUCCUUUAUACCACAAGGUACGAUAGCAGGUCCGCAGUAUCCAAAUCAAAAUGUAACAUAUUUGCAAAGUGAAGGUCCUGCUCAAAUGCGUAAAUUAUUUAUAGGUGGCCUUAAUCAUGAAACGACUGAUGAACAGUUACGAGAUUAUUAUUCACAGUGGGGUAAUGUUGUUGAUUGUAUUGUAAUACGAGACCCUGCUACAAAACAUUCUCGUGGUUUUGGUUUUGUUACAUAUCAAACAAUACAAAUGGCAGAAAUUGCAAUGAAUGAAAGACCACAUACAAUCAAUGGAAAAGUAGUUGAUCCUAAACGUGCUAUUCCAAGAGAGCAAAUGUUACCAUUGACUUCGUCCAAUCCACCACACUUUUUAGAGUGUGCUCCUUCUACGGGAUGUAAAAUAACUAUUUCGGGUAUUCAUUGGGAUUUUCAUACUGUUGAUGGUAUUCGCACAUACUUUGAUAGAUUCGGUGCUGUUGAGCAAGUUGAGAUUCUUGGAAAUCCUCGUGGAAUGGGUUUUGUUGUUUUCGAAGAAAAAGAUAGUGCUGAUAAAGCUUUAGAAUUUGAAGAUGAACAUAUAAUAAACGGUAAACGUGUUGAAAUCAAGAGAGAUGAUGAGGAUCCUGAAGUUACGCCUAAAACAAGUCCAACUAAACAUGCAGUUAAAACGCUUUUCCCAAAUAGCAAAAAUUCAAAAAAUAUGUUACACUCAAAUAAUAAUAAUGAUAUUAAAGAAAGCAGUGAUUAUUCAGAUGAUUGUUCAUCAGAUAAUACAAUAUCAACAUCACAUUCUCAUUCAACUCAAUAA